UUGAAGUGAAGUGUGAAAUCAAAUUAAAGCUAAGCAAGAUUUUCAAAUAUUCAAUUAGACAUCGAAUCUUAUUUUAACUGACACAAUGCCAAAAGUUGUUUCCAGAAGUAUUGUUGUGUCAGAUACCAAAGAUCAAGAAGAACAGGAAGAAAAGCCUCUUCAAUCUUAUUACUGCUUGUGUGGCCAGUUUACUUUAAUUUUAGAUUCAUUGCUCGAAAAAUUACCACUGAGGAAAAGAGAUGGUUCUCGUGUCAUUGAUGGUUCAAAACAAGUGAAUAAAGUCACAUGUGAUCCUGAUGAAAUUGUAUACAUCAAACGGGAAGAAGGCAUUGAAAAACAACACAGAUUUUCCUGCAAAAAGUGUGGUCUUCAGCUUUAUUACAAGCAUGAUCCAAAAAGUAACGUGACUUUCAUACUAAAGGGUGCUUUGGUGAGAUCAGGUGAAGGGCAAUUGAGGAGCAUGUUUAACACAUUAAGCACAAGCACAGAAAGUGCGCAAAAACAACCACAGAAGACUAUGGUUACGAAACAUACCAAAAAUAUGGGUAAAUUCUCAUCCGUCACAGUGUCAACUAUUGAGGACGAAGAAGACGAAAUGGAAGAGCGAGAAGUGGCAGAUUCAUAUGCUAACAAUGCACGCAUCAUUGAGAAGCAGUUAGAAAGAAAAGGAGGACUGAAACGCAAAACAGACGUUCCCGAAACGGAAACACAGAAAAAACUUGUCCGGGGAACGUUGAUCGAUAAAUGAAGCUACUGAGUUAUUAAAUACUUCCUUUUUUUUUAAAUAUCAUUCGAACUUUAAAUAAAU
This is a messenger RNA of Daphnia carinata, 808 nucleotides long. RefSeq names its product STING ER exit protein-like. The record is from RefSeq and is a predicted model, not a curated record. NCBI's taxonomy places the organism in Eukaryota, Metazoa, Arthropoda, Branchiopoda, Diplostraca, Daphniidae. The transcript has 4 exons. Bases 86 to 748 code for a protein of 220 amino acids.